Messenger RNA from Alosa alosa (allis shad), 2336 nucleotides. Its product is annotated as 5-hydroxytryptamine receptor 3A-like. The transcript is spliced from 10 exons. Gene Ontology annotation, molecular function: neurotransmitter receptor activity; transmembrane signaling receptor activity; extracellular ligand-gated monoatomic ion channel activity. The record is from RefSeq and is a predicted model, not a curated record. The coding region runs from base 46 to 1386 and encodes 446 amino acids. Gene Ontology annotation, cellular component: membrane; neuron projection; synapse. Gene Ontology annotation, biological process: nervous system process; monoatomic ion transmembrane transport; regulation of membrane potential. Lineage: Eukaryota; Metazoa; Chordata; Actinopteri; Clupeiformes; Clupeidae.
UGGAAACACAGACGCAGAGAAGCUUUACACAGACUCCUGCGUCACAUGUCUGUUUGCUACAGGGAAGUGUUGCUGUGGAUGGCUGCUUUGGUUCAUUAUUUGCCAGGCAUGCAUUGUGACAUCCCAAAUUCCAGUGCAGACCCCGCCUCCCUGGCACUCAGCCAGUGGUUGUCUUCCUUUCUGGACUCAGAGGCAGCCCAGCUCAGGCCUGUCCGUGAUUGGCAGAGGAGUGUGUCAGUCAAAGUUGACCUGAGCAUCCAGAGUGUGCUUGAUGUGGAUGAGAAGAAUGAGCGGUUGCUUCUCUAUGUUCUCUACAUACAGGGAUGGGUGAAUGAGCACUUAAGGUGGGAUCCGUCAAUGUUUGGAGGAGUCCAGCAGGUUACUGUUCCAUCAGAGAGAUUGUGGAGGCCAGAUGUGAUUCUCUUUGAGAUUGCAGGGAUGGAGGAUUAUGAUAGGUCCCCUCAAGUGUCAAUCAGUCAUGAUGGGUGGGUGGAGCAAUAUCAGCCCCGCCUCCUGGAGUCCAGCUGUCCUCUCAACUUAUUCCACUUCCCCCUGGAUACACACAUCUGCAAUCUGACAUUCAUAUCACAGGCACACACAGAAGGGGAAGUGGAGUUGUACUGGGGUCCUGGCAUCUCUGGUGGACAGGGCGACGUCUCUUUCUCCAGAGGGGAGUGGGAGCUCACGUCUCUCACUGUCCACACAAACCCCCGGAGACGGAAACCGAAUAACCGUCCUUCCAUCAGCGCUCAGGUGACGGUGCGCAGACGUCCUCUUCUCUACGUGAUGAUGCUGCUGCUACCCACGUCGCUGCUGAUACUGCUGGACCUCUUGUCCUUCCUCAUCCCUGCCUACCUCAAGCAGCGCCUCAGCGUCACGGCGACCAUCUUCACUGGCCACUUCAUCUUCCUCAUCGCCAUCUUCACGCUCUUCCCGCCCUUCAGCAUCAAGCUGCCUCUCAUUGAAGUCUACCUGUUUGGCUCUCUUGGGCUGCUAGCAUGCAGCACCAUGGAAACAGCUGUGGUUUUCCAGAUAGCCAAUGGGAAGUCUGAGUGGUUCAGGAAGAACAUCUUUCCCAGCCUAUUGUUGUUGAGUGGGCGGAGUCACUGGGAGACGAUGAUAGAGCCAGAAAGGGGGCGUUCAACAGGGGGGGCUGUUGAUUCCGUGUCUACCUGUCAUCAUGGAUCCCCGGGGCCUGCAGUCCAACUGCUGAGGGACCUGGUCCGGAUCCGCCAGGACCUGCUCCAGAUCCGACGAGAGCAGACGCUGCUGGACUUGUACAGAGAAGUGGGCUGCAGUGUGGACCGUGGCUACCUCUACCUGCACUGCCUGGUGCUCCUGCUAGGGGGCGCUGCACUGCUGAGAGAGUGGGAUAAGCACGUGUAGCAAACCAACCGCCCACCACUACAGCAGACAGAUGUCCAAUAGGUUCUGCAUACCGUAUGCCUAGUUAUCAGAAAAGUUUUACAUCUCUUUACUGUCGGAAUGGACACAAGCAUGCUUAAAAAUUGUGCCUGCUGGUAGUUUCUGCACCUAUACUGCAGUCAGAGAACACCAAGUUCUGAUAUCUGUAUCUGAAGAACUGUGGGCCUGUUGGCCAUGAAUAACUAUGAUGGAUGUAUAGAUAGAUAAUUUUCCUGUAUUUUUUAAAAAAGCUUUGGGCCUAUUGGCCACGAAGGACUACCACAACUGUGGUAAAUGUAAAUAAGGUUUCAGCAACCAUUUUUAUUCUUUAAGAGCUGCACUAUAAAAACCUUAAAGCCACAAAGGGCUUGUGUACUGUACCUGGACCUGAUAGAUGUCAGCAUUGUGUUUAACUGGAGGCAGACUACAAGAGACCAUAGACAUCCUUAUGUUGACGAACCACAGCUAAGCAACUUGUCUGGUACUGCUACACUCUCUAUUGAAUAUUGAUAGAAGCUAAUUUUAUAUAUAAUUUAAUAAUAUUACUCAAAAGUUUUGUAAUCUGUGUUAAGACCAUAUUCACCGAUUAAAACACACAAUCCCUUCUUACAAAAAUGUAUAUAUCUUGCCAUGCCGAUGCUUAACAAAUCUUCAGUUCACAAUGAGGAUCAUCCAGUCAUCUCCUACAUGGAUGGAAUCAUAUUCAUGGCAUAUCAUUCAAAUAAGCACUCAUAAGCAAAGUACUAACUUUUCACUGUUGUUUUAUUGAUUUUUUUUUUAAACGGAUAUUUAUCAUUGAGUGGCAUGCAUUUCUGACUUGUAAGCGAUAGAGAAAACUUAAAGAUUAUCAAUUCCCCUCUUAACUAGAUGUACUGCAGAGUGGUACAAAAUAUGACCGCCGCCCAGUCCAGCACAUUUUUCCCACAAAAAUA